Hylaeus volcanicus is the source of this 2125-nucleotide messenger RNA. RefSeq lists its product as uncharacterized. The record is from RefSeq and is a predicted model, not a curated record. Bases 496 to 1932 code for a protein of 478 amino acids. NCBI's taxonomy places the organism in Eukaryota, Metazoa, Arthropoda, Insecta, Hymenoptera, Colletidae. The transcript has 6 exons.
UGUAGCCUUGCCAUGACACUUUCUGUUUCUUCGAUUAGUAAUUCGUUGUACUAACAAUACGAUAAGUUUGAAAGAUAAACUUUUAUUAAGAAUUUUUUUUUGGAUCCACCCGUUUGUUUUUUUUUUUUAAAUUUCAAGACGUUUCAAAAAUUAAAACCAUUUUAAUUUAAAUAGAGAGAAAAUUAAAAAAAGGUUCUUGUGUUCACGUAUUUCUAUUUUCUCAGUAUUGAUGCUGUAUGUUUUGGAAAAGAUUCUUAUGACCAAAGGAAAAAAAGUUUUAUAAAAAUGUUUAGCUUUUUCCAAAAUAUAUUAAAAAUUACUAGCAACAAGUAAAGUGGUUUUUAAAAAGAUAUUGUAACGUUGGUUAGAAACAACGUUGAGUAUAUUAUUAUAAGCUCUCUGUGUUGUGACUUCUACUGUUGUCAAAAAAUUUAUACAUAACAGUUGUUUGUGAAAUAGUCUAAAAAACCUUUUAUCCUAUUGAUUACCAGUAGAAUGGAACUUUGUCAGCCGAAAAGUUCUAUUGAAUUAGAUAUGCCAAAUAUGAUAGAUCACACGACAUAUGAGGCAUUUGGUGAAGAAACACUUUUAUCUACUACUAAAGAUACACCCUCUAGUACACCUAUGGAAACUGAAUUGGGUUGUCAAUUGGAAGAUCAUGAAAAAAUGUUUUAUAGUAAAAACAAUAUGAUGGAUUCUUCAGAUGUAAACGGUAUUGAUUUUCCUUCACCUUCGAAUGAUAUCAAAGGAGAUCACUUAACUCCAACUGAAGAAACAUCGAAAAAAUUGGAACUCAGCUUGGAUGAAUUAAUUCAACAAAAACAUGUUAAACAUUGGAAUACACAACGUGAAACUCGCAAAAGUUUAGUAAAACAACAUGGCGGUGCACGUUAUCAUAUGGAUUUGAAUAACGGUAGGAGUACUGGUUAUCAAAAAAAGCCUAGUCUUGUACGAAAACCACCUGGAAUCCAUGGACCUUCUUCCAAAAUAAAUUUUUUCCAUUCCAGUGUUUUACCCUAUCAUGGUUCAAAUCGUUCUUUUCAUCGAAUGACGUUACCUCAUUCAAAAUAUCUACAAGGCAAUACAAAUGAUUCAAUGCAAUCUUCAUCUAUUUUUCUCAAUUCUAAUGAGUCAUCUCUGCCUCAUUUUUCUAGUGCCGCCCUCAAUUUACCAUAUCGCAUCUCUUUACGUAAUGCAACUCGUUUAAAUCAUUCUAUUAGUAAAAGUUUGUUUCCCCCACCUCAUCCGGAUGCAACAUUAUUCCCCAAAUCAAGAAACAGUAACCGUUUUGUACAAUCCCGAUGUUCUCAUAGCUCUUUUAACCCUUAUGGUUCAUGUGCUUCAGUAACGCCUUCGUAUGUGGAUCCACUCGUUCUAGCAGAGGAUUUCGCUUUAGCAGAAGUGGAAAUUUCAUAUCCUCCACCAAUUGAAGAAGGAACCGAUCCUUCUUUAGUCAAUUCUCUUAUCGUUAAGUUUAAAAACACAAAUGUUUUAACUAUACGAAAAGCAUCGGGAGAUAUGAUUCUUAGUUCGGGCGGUUGGAAAACCCUCUCCACUCAAUUGGUUUUAAAUCAUGCUCUUAAACCUCUUGGACUUUGGAUUGAAACUAAACCAACAACAAAUGUUUUCAAUUCAACUGAAUUAAAUGAUGCGACCAAAGAUGUGUGUAUGGAUUCGAGUGAGGAAAAAGUGAACGACAAAACCUUAACACCAAAUUACAAAAAAUUGCCUCGUUCACAACAAUGGGUUGUAAUGAAUGGUAAAUUUUUUGUAACAAAUUUUCACGAUGAUAUGGUUAUUGGUCAAAUAGGAGUCACUCAUCGUUCUCAACUUAUGGCUCGUGCAAGUGUUGUGGCACAACAUUUAAAGCAAAUUAAAAAUAACGCGUUACUGCGUUCGAAUUUCACAAGAAACAAAAAUAUUCCAGUUUGAUUUAAACUUUUCUUUUGUUUUUUCUUCAAUAAAAUCAAAUAAAAACGUUAAUGUCUGGUUCUAUUUUAAUUAAAUGACUUUGUUAUAAUGAUUAAUCUAAAAUGUUUUAAUUUAAAAAAAUCUAAUUGUAGAGGGUUUUUUUUUUUUUUUCUAGUUUAAACCCAUUUAAACAUUUCAAACUUUGUUCACAACA